This is a messenger RNA of Striga asiatica, 525 nucleotides long. Lineage: Eukaryota; Viridiplantae; Streptophyta; Magnoliopsida; Lamiales; Orobanchaceae. The record is from the annotation of a GenBank genome assembly.
CUAUACGGCCCACUGAAGUCCUUUAACCCCUCCACAUGGAAAGGGUUAUCUAGUCUAACAUCAAAGGAAGAAUCUAUUCUGAAACCCGGGCCCCACAUGUCACAUUGUUCUUUCGGGGAGAAUGCACUUAAGACAGGGAAGAAGUUGGGGAAGAGAGGAUUUGAUUGGUCAAAGGUGGGUCCGCAAGCUUACAAUAGAUGGUGCACAUGCACCUCACCAUAUCCUCCGAAAGCUUGUUUGGCGUCUCGACAAUAUGGUCCGAGAUGCGGGUUCCGAGAUGCUCGGCUAAGCUUAUUACGUCUUUACUUUGUGCAUGUAAUGAAAAAACCUCUAUCAUGGAUAACGGUUGAGACUGACAACCACGAACAGCCUUGCCGAGGUCAUCUUCUGGCGGAGAGGCUCGAUAUGCUUGUGAUAAUGUUGAAUGAGACCGUUGGACACUCGAAUGUUCUAGAAACUUCUCUCCAAGCACAUCACCACCAUUUUCCCUCGUUGAAUCGGAGAAUGUUUGAGCUUUGGAUUUAG